Sclerotinia borealis F-4128 is the source of this 1287-nucleotide messenger RNA. The record is from the annotation of a GenBank genome assembly. NCBI's taxonomy places the organism in Eukaryota, Fungi, Ascomycota, Leotiomycetes, Helotiales, Sclerotiniaceae.
AUGCCGCCGUCAACACCCAAGAAGCGGAGUAAAUCUUACAGUGACGACAACUCCAACAGAAAACGAGCGAAAGCGUCUGAAUCGGCCUCAAAAUCGACAUCUGAGUCAUCCGACGAUGAUUCAGAUACAUCUGAUGCAUCCCACGAUCCACUAAAAGCUCCAGCAGACUUUACCUUUAAUGGGACUAUACUGAAAAGUCGACUUUCACGAGGUUUUCCAGCCAUGGACGAAAAUGGCGAGAUUGUCACUUUUAGAAAACAAGUAUUGCGUGGUGAUUUGAAAUCACCUUCAGACUCCGCCUUUAAAUGCGUCGAGCUGGGGAAAUUGAUGAGAAAGCACUAUCCUGUGCAAAUGUCGUGCCCUGACAUGUCCACCUUCAAUGAGAGAGCGAAGACAGUUACUGGAUCCUCAAGUACUGAACUUACAAGGCAACGCUCAAUCAACAACAAAAAAGAGAAGGCGAAACUCAAACUGAGGGAUUUUAUAAAGCAGAAUAAUGCUGAGGAUACACAGGAAACACCUGUACCAGCACCACAGAAAACAGAUACACCACCAUCACAGAAAUCCGCUGUACCACCACCACAGAAAUACGCUGUACCAGCAUCAUCCAGUACUCGAAAACCAUCUAGACUAUCUCAAGUGCCUAAUGUGUCCGACCAAAUCUCAACUACGCCUGAACGACCAGGUUCGACUGAAUCCACAUCUGAUUCCAAAGCCCCGAGUUCGGACUUCAUACUUGAACCAAACCCAAGCGAUUAUAUUUUCGGUACAUCUGAAGGUGACGAUCUCACCCCCCUCACACUAUCUCAAAUGCAGGUGGCUUUUGCCCAAGGAUUCUGUGCAGUGGUGGCUGUUGAUACGAUCAGAGCUGCAUCUCAGAAGUAUCGGAGUGAACGCGAUGCUCAUGGAAGAGAAAUCUCAAAGCUGAAGAAGGAGCGACAACUCAUAAUUGCAGAAUCAACUCAACUCAAAAAAGAACAAGAGGAUUCGGUCGGCAAGAGCGGACAGAUGCCCAGCCAGGACUUCGCUAAGCAGUUGAAAUCUGACAACCAGUCAAUGGACAAAGAUAGAUCACUUGCACUGGCCGAGAAUGAAAAGCUGAAUGCCCAAAUUAUCCAAAUGGGAGCCGACAAUGAAGGACUCACUCAGUUGAACAAACAACACGAAACUGAGAUCCUGCGUCUCACUGAGGAUUGUGAAGCUGCUGAGAAUCAGUCAAAACUACUGAGGUCUACAAUAGCAAGUGUUUGUGGUCUUGCAGCUGAAGCAAUCCUUAAUGCACCGUAG